This is a messenger RNA of Clunio marinus, 186 nucleotides long. The record is from the annotation of a GenBank genome assembly. NCBI's taxonomy places the organism in Eukaryota, Metazoa, Arthropoda, Insecta, Diptera, Chironomidae.
AUGCCUUAUCAACAGCAAAAAGCUAAAGAAAGAAAAAAAGAAAAAAAGCAGAAUAAAAAAGUCAGUCUUUUAGACUUGGACAAUUACCUUUUAAGAAAAGAGCAGAGUAAAGAGCCGACAGAAAAUAAUCAAGCUAGAGUUAUGAGAGUUUCUCUAGGCACUUCAUUCAAUCUCAACCAACCUUGA